CGAACCGUGGUUUGCAAGUGCGCAGGCGCGCGCGCCCUUCCGCGCAUGAGCAGUGCUGCUCAGAGCCCGCCAGCCACGGUCUCGGGCGCCAGCUACGCCGCUGCCGCUGUCACUAUGGCCCAUUACAAAGCCGCCGACUCGAAGCGCGAGCAGUUCCGGAGAUACUUGGAGAAGUCGGGGGUGCUGGACACGCUGACCAAGGUAUUGGUAGCCUUAUAUGAAGAACCAGAGAAACCUAAUAGUGCUUUGGAUUUUUUAAAGCAUCAUUUAGGAGCUGCUACCCCAGAAAAUCCAGAAAUAGAGCUGCUUCGCCUAGAAUUGGCAGAAAUGAAAGAGAAAUAUGAAGCUAUUAUAGAAGAAAAUAAAAAACUGAAAACAAAGCUUGCUCAGUAUGAACCACCUCAGGAGGAGAAGCGUGCUGAAUAGGAUUCUUCUCAGUUGAAAAGACACUGAAAAAAUGGUUUUGUAUGACUUGAAUAGUUUGUAUAGUAUAUAAUCUUUUCUGAACAGAUGCUCUAGAACUCUUUUAAUAUGUUGAAUUCACCUAUCACACUUUAACUGUUACAAACACAUAUACUUAGAAUCACCAAUAAAAACUCAAUAUAACUUUCUUUGGGUCUUAAAAGCAGGAGAAUCCAAAGUGAAUCCUGGAAAAAAAAAAUCAAAACACAGGCAUCUAAUUCAUUAUCUUAAAAGACAUUCUGUGUGUUAGUCUGACUAGGAAUGAUGGUACUGGUUGUAUUUUAGCCAAGGAAAUUCAGCAUGGAGCUGUUCCUUCGUUUAGUGCAGGAUAUGAGCACAGGUACAGUCCUUCUUUAAAACGAAGAUGACACUGUUGUUCAUAUCCUCUGUAGGCAGCUGGAGAGAUCUGUGUGACAGAAGAUGCUUUUGCACGGGUUCCCACCAAUUUUCUGCCCUUGUUUAUAUAAUGUGGAACAAAUAACUCUUCUUUGCCACCACUUUGCCUUAGAGAACCAUGUGUGUGCCAGUUUGAACUCUGACACCACGUUUCCUUCUAUGCAAUCAUGCCGUAUCUGAUAAUGUUGCCUUGUUUUGCUGUGUUUCAGUGGGUCCUCGCUGCACAUUGGCCUGCGUUGUUUUUCAAUUUGCUAUUAGUAUAGCAGUUACCCUGACUGUAAUUUAUAUAACUUCAAACAGGAUCACACUGUUCCCCUGCCUUACUGAGUUGCUUAGUUGAGCACAGAACUGAGGCAAUGUAAAAUUCUGGGUUCACGCACAAGCUGGGAUAAGAAGGGGAAUGAGCCAUAUAUCGUGGAAAACUAUAGUUUGCGGGUAUAAUUAUAUAGUGCUUUUUUCCCUCAAAGUAUUUUUCUAGCCUUGAAUUCAUUUUAUCUUCAUUAUCCCUGUGAAGUAGGUAGGGCAAGUAUGAGGUGAGGUUGGGUGCUGAAUUUUUAGGCCAAAGACUGAUAUUAAUACAAAUUAUUUACUAACUGUAGAGCUUUGGGCACUUCAGUUAACUGCUCUGAGAUUCACUUUCCUCAUCUGUUAAAUAAGAAUAAUAAUAUCAGUGCUGCCUACCUCACAGGGUUGUUGUGAGGGUCAAAUGGAAUGUAUGUGAAAGAUCUGUAAAUGGUAAAGCACUAUAUUCUUGUUUGUUAGUCCUUUUCCUUUCUUUUGGAAGACCUAAGGUCAGAUGUUUCAUUUUAUCGGUCA
This is a messenger RNA of Ailuropoda melanoleuca (giant panda), 1674 nucleotides long. RefSeq names its product MYC binding protein (gene MYCBP). The transcript is spliced from 5 exons. Bases 46 to 426 code for a protein of 126 amino acids. NCBI's taxonomy places the organism in Eukaryota, Metazoa, Chordata, Mammalia, Carnivora, Ursidae. Gene Ontology annotation, cellular component: nucleus. Gene Ontology annotation, molecular function: transcription coactivator activity. The record is from RefSeq and is a predicted model, not a curated record. Gene Ontology annotation, biological process: regulation of DNA-templated transcription.